AUGGAGAGGGUGAACAUCGAACCUUGUGUGAAGAUGGACACUCCAAACCUUGAUCUUUUCAAGAUAAGAGAUGAUGUUACAUGGUAUCUAAGGAAGCUUGGCUUGAGCAAGCUUUUCAAAAUAGAGUGCAGCGAAUACUCAUUGCUUACUAAGGAGUUCCUCUCCACAGUCUAUCUAGCCUUUCCCAACAACAAUGGAGACCAACCAGCUGCAAUUCGCUAUGUGCACCGCCUCAUCUCAAGCACCUUUCAAUGCAAGCAAGAAGCCAACAAAGUCACAACUGAUGAGUUCUACAUCCUCACCACGCCAUUCAUCAAGCAUGAACACAAGGCCAACCUUGGUCUUUUGUUUGCAAAGACACUCAUCAAUGUGAGGCAUCUAGCUCAAGACUUGGAAAGCAACAAGAAGCUUUGUGUGCGAUUUGGGAGACUCAUCACAGCCAUAGUGCAGCAUGUGGGAAUCACCAUUCCCAACUAUGAGCCACUACCCAACCCAACCCCAUUGGAUCUUCAUGCCCUUCAGCAAAUUCACUUCCUAAACCACAUUCCAAGCCUUACGCUCAGGUGUUGUCACUUUCCAACCCAAGGAGGAAGACUUCUACAUCCCAUCAAGAGAGAACCAUCACUUCCCAUCCUCACAUACCGCACACUUCAGCGCACAGUCAAAGCUCAACGCCGCCACCAAGAACGCCAUGUUCUCAGCACUGGAAUGGCAGCAAACCAAGCCCUAGACCGUGUGAGCAAGCUGGAGAAGAUUGUGGAGUGCCAAUCACGUUUCAUCUCACGCUUAGUUCGUGUAGUCCGCCACAUUGCACCGGAGAGACUCUUUCGCCCUUCUCUCACUGCUAGAGAACCAUAUGAGUCUGACCUUGGUGAGUUCUCACUUGACUUAGAGCUUGGUUCAGAAGGCGACGACCACAUAGAAGAGGAAGAGAGUUCUUCUCACCGCCACACAUAG
Messenger RNA from Microthlaspi erraticum, 957 nucleotides. The record is from the annotation of a GenBank genome assembly. Lineage: Eukaryota; Viridiplantae; Streptophyta; Magnoliopsida; Brassicales; Brassicaceae.